Messenger RNA from Penicillium arizonense, 534 nucleotides. RefSeq lists its product as uncharacterized. NCBI's taxonomy places the organism in Eukaryota, Fungi, Ascomycota, Eurotiomycetes, Eurotiales, Aspergillaceae. The transcript has 4 exons. The record is from RefSeq and is a predicted model, not a curated record. Bases 1 to 534 code for a protein of 177 amino acids.
AUGGAGGUCUUGGCGUCCCAGCCCGGCCUGGUGAACCAGAAACUCUCGUUAAAAAGUGCGAUCACUGACUCCACCAUCGCGGCCGUGAUCAGCAUGGCCCAAAUCGAUCUUGAGCACUCGUUACAAUUAGGCUCACCCACGGUGUUUACGCUUCAAGAGGCCGAAAAUGGAUACAAACCCCUAUCACGAUUCCCCAGCAUGUGCCUGCAGUCAGAUGACUCCAUCCUACCUCAAGCCCUCGGGCAAUACCCAGCCAGGGCACUGCCAGCCAACUAUCGAGAUCUGUUCGUCGAAGUGUUGUUUCUGGCAUCGUUGCUCAAUAGCGCGAUACUUGGCAAUGCGCCGAAAAUGGACGCUGUUGAGCUGUACCAGGAUAUUAUCUUUCUCGGCUACCCUCUGGUCAACCUUAGGCCACUAGGUCUAUCCGCGGGAUCUCGCGGCUUUAGAACAAGGAGCAGCCAUUUCAAGCCUAUGGAAGCAUCCUGUGUGGGUUUCAACGGCAACAUGCACGUUGCAGAAGACUCAAAGUUAUGA